AUGAAUCGGCGAGGAUCUACCCAGGUGGAGCGUAGUCGCGAUGUGUUUGCCGUCGGCAGUAUCAUCAUUAAGUCGAGCCAUCUCCAUAAGCAAAAGAGUGCAGAGUAUACGGAGACAGGCUACACGUAUGCCGAUGCAAAUGAAGUAGAAGCUAUUGCUAUUGCGAAGAAUGUCCUAAAAUAUAUCAAAGUGCCCGACAUUUACUUUAACGGCGAGGUACUUUUUCUCGUCUCAUUGCUUAGUAUUUUGCUUAUCGCUUACAUCCCAUUAGAUCAAUGGCCGUCAGGUAUCUGUCCAGGAAAGGCUUCCAGGUGUGGCCUUGACCGUUGCAUGGCCGUAUCUUUCGCAAAGCCAAAAGAAGUCUUUCAAACAGCAAGCACAAGCGGUACUUCGACAGCUACAAUCCAUCAAGCCACCGAUAGAGGCCAGCUCCGCUCCCACGUGGUGCCUGAUCCCGGCAUUCUCAGUAGUGGCCAUAUCCAACCCCUAGAAGCUGAUAUUCUCUUCUCGGGCAUCAAUACCGACCCAGAUAUGAGCUUCAUGCAUAACGACUUUACCAAGUCCAACUGCAUAGUUGACAAUGACCAGAUCGUGGGGCUCAUUGACUGGGAAAUGGCUAGCUUUUUUUGGCUGGAACACAGCUAG
This is a messenger RNA of Penicillium expansum, 645 nucleotides long. Its product is annotated as Aminoglycoside phosphotransferase. The record is from RefSeq and is a predicted model, not a curated record. Lineage: Eukaryota; Fungi; Ascomycota; Eurotiomycetes; Eurotiales; Aspergillaceae. Bases 1 to 645 code for a protein of 214 amino acids. The transcript has a single exon.